Chrysemys picta bellii (western painted turtle) is the source of this 809-nucleotide messenger RNA. The record is from RefSeq and is a predicted model, not a curated record. Lineage: Eukaryota; Metazoa; Chordata; Testudines; Emydidae.
GGGGUUUGUACGACGGCAGGAAACUGGCCCCCGUCGGUCUCUGCUGCCUCCGCACAGACAGAGUUUGCCGUUGGCGAGUGGGUUCAGGUGACCUGUCGCCCGGAGCAGUACGAGGGGCGCCCGGCUUGGAUGCAGUGUACGGAGACGGCUGGGCGCGUGGAGUGGGACACGAGCAAUGUGAGCUGUGUGGAGAAAUGCCGCAGGCCACAGUGGGACCCCAGACUCCGGUUUGCGCCAGACCGGCCAUUUUAUGGCAAGAAUGAAGAGACGACGCUGAGCUGCCCUGAGGGGUCCCAGCCUUCGUCCUCUGUGAUCACAUGUAUGAGAUGGGGUCAGACCUGGAGUUACUGGGUUGUGUGGGACCGGGACAUCUGGCGCCAUAUCACAGAGAACGUUAACUGUGCGGCCCCAGACCAACCCGAGAUCGAGCCGCUGGAUCCCAGCACCAAAACCCUCAGGUGGAAGCCGCUGCCGCCCUGCAAAGGGGCGAUCGUCGGGUACCAGCUGAACAUCAUGGCCAGGAGAGAGUACGACAGCGAUUUCCUUGAGGUCGAGGAGCUGCGGGUGAAUCAGUCGGUCACCAAGUACCUGCUGCAGCCCUGGAGACACGGGACCAACUACUCGGUGACAAUCCAGGGCCUCACAGCUGCCGGCCUUGGGCAGGCGUCGCGCUGGGACUUUGAAACCAACAUCUCUGAGCCGGACAUCCCCGCCAGCGUCACUGCCCUGAGUGUCUACAGCAUCUCCCCUUCGAGCGGGACGGCUCUGCUCCCCCUGCAGCCCUUCCCUGAGCUCCAUGGACCCAUCAG